GGGAACUCUUGUCCGCUACCGCUCCGCCUGCGAAUGUUCCGCUACGGAAAAUUCGCGUCGCAAAACUUUCGCGUCGGUUUGGGGGAUCCUUAAUCUCUCCCUUUGCAAAAGCAAGGUUGGGUUAGAGUUGGAAGUGUUGAGUCCGUUGUCAUGUCGUGUCUUUGUUCUUUUUGGAUUUGUAAAUGAUUAUUUACUUGCUAGAAAAAAAGCUCUUACGGCUGAAACUACUAGUGACCUUAAUACAGAUACAGAGGCGGGUAAUAAAAGACGUAGAAAGAAGAAAAUUAUAUCCUCUUCUUCUGAAUCUGAUGAAAAUGAUGAACCUACGGAACAUGCAUCAAAUAGGAAGCAAUUUAAAGUUACUAAAAUGCCUACCCCACCAAUUUGGACCAACGACAUGGCUGAAAUGGUAGACGAGUUAACUGUUUCGAACACACCAAGUCAAAAAGGCAAUAGUUCUACCCCCUGCUUUACCCCUGGUCAAGUUCAUCAUAAUCGUAACAUGGGUCCAGGUUCGAAAAGCAAUUACACCACACCAAAAAGGGCCUUGAAGGAAAUACAUGAGAAUUUGAAUAAUGUUGUGGCUACAUCACAAAGCAUGAGCUGCUGUUGCAAUCCACAACUACUCUAUAAUAUACAAUCAUUACUGAUUGAAAUUAACUCUAAAGUCGGAAAUUGUUGUCAGCGAAAUAUGCAAACUAAUGAAGAGUCUACAAAUAAUAUAUUGCAAAAAUCUGCAAUAAAGUUUCCAAUGGAAACAAAUGAGGAUCUGGAACUUUUUGAGAAUUUUUUUUCCAGUCCUGAAAAUUAUUCGGCAUUGAAGCUGGGCAAAAGGCACAUGGGAUCAAUGGGAUCACCAGAAAGGAGAUUGAAAAAAAAAUUGGCGAUUGGCUACGAAGAGCCAAAGAAAGCAGAUUAAGAACGGAGAAAUUGAAUGUAUAAACAUCUUAUGUAACAUUUUUUACUAGGUAUCGGGAAAUAAAACAUUGUUAAACAAAUCAUAGCAUUGUGUAUCAGUUGCUAUACAGGGUGUAUCAACGAUGUGUGGGUGAGCGAUAGGUGCUUCCCUAUUUGAGAUAGGAAAAAAGCUUUAAAUAAAAGUUGUGGAGAUCCGUGAAAUCUAUGUUACAAAAAUAUUUACCCUUAUACAGGGUGUUGGAUAAAUGUGUGACUUAUCAAAGAUAUGUUUUUUUAAAUGGAACACCCUAUAUAUUUUUACUUUAAAAUCUUUUUAAUGAGUUGAUUUCAAUGGUACUUCACACUUACUAUCUAUUGUGGUUAGUUGAGGAUCUACAGCUACUGGAAAUUGUCAAUUUUUCAAAUUCAGGUGGCUGUAGUAGCUAAACCAGUAAAAAUUUUUAAAAACGGCUUUCAUGUCCCUUUCCUAACUUUUCAAGUUCUAUUGAGUGACAUGAAAAAUUAUUUAAUACAGGGUUAUCAAAAAUCGUGUAGGAUUUCGGAUUUUUGAUUUUUCGUGUCGCUUAAUAGAACUUGAAAAGUUAGGAUAGGGACAUGAAAGCCAUUUUUCGAAAUUUUGGACUGUUUAGCUACUACAGCCACCUGAAUUUGAAAAAUUGACCAUUUCCAGUGGCUGUAGGUCCUCAACUAAUCACAAUAGAUAGAAGUGUGAAGUACCAUUGAAAUCAGCUCAUUGAAAAGAUUUUAAAAAUAUAAAGAUAUAUAGAUAUAUAGGUUCUAUUUAAAAAAACAUAUCUUUGAUAAGUCACACCUUUAUCCAACACCCUGUAUGAGGGUAAAUAUUUUUGUAACAUAGAUUUCAGUGAUCUCUACAAACUUUUAUUUAAGACAUUUUUUCCUAUCUCAAAUAGGGAAGCACUUAUCGCCCACCCACACAUCGUUGAUACACCCUGUAUGUACUUGUUUACCAAUGCUUUAUACAGGGUCUUUAUUUCAAAACUAGACAGUUCAAAUAUAUUUUGAUUGUAGUAAAAUGUAAAAAAAUUAAAAAAACACGUCAAAUUUUAUAUCAAGGGGGACACUUUUUUUUUCGUAAUUGCAGCAUCGGUACCUACUUCAACCCUCGAGCAGUAGAGUGAACUCCUGAAAUUUAUAUAGGGAAAGUACCAAGUGUGCCAUAUUUUUGAAAAGGUAAUUAUAUGGGGAAUUCAGCAAUACCAAUAUUGUUGUGUCAAAUUCCGAUUUAAGCGCCCUCUUGAGGAAAAAAUAAUCGUUACGUAAUUCAAAUUGUGACACCUCAUUCGAAAGCUAUUUCUAUUGCUAAUUAAAUGCAAUAAAUAAUAUUAUCCUGAAAUCAUAUUUCAUAAGUGAAAUCACCUAAAAUAACAGACUUAGUAGGAUCACACUUUCCAAUCUCAUUUGAUUUCAAUUAUUAAAUAUGAAUUCAGGAUAAUUUUAUUUAUUGCAUUUAAUUAGCAAUAAAAAUAGCUUUCAAAUGAGGUGUCACAAUUUGA
Molecule: messenger RNA, 2432 nt
Organism: Diabrotica virgifera virgifera (western corn rootworm)
Lineage: Eukaryota; Metazoa; Arthropoda; Insecta; Coleoptera; Chrysomelidae
Exons: 5
Coding region: 368-919 (183 amino acids)
Source: RefSeq, a predicted model, not a curated record